Bombina bombina (fire-bellied toad) is the source of this 4972-nucleotide messenger RNA. It is a transcript of the gene PLA2R1, whose product is annotated as phospholipase A2 receptor 1. NCBI's taxonomy places the organism in Eukaryota, Metazoa, Chordata, Amphibia, Anura, Bombinatoridae. The transcript is spliced from 29 exons. Bases 131 to 4411 code for a protein of 1426 amino acids. The record is from RefSeq and is a predicted model, not a curated record. Gene Ontology annotation, molecular function: signaling receptor activity.
CUGUGUUUACUUCAUUCCAUUGUCCGUUGCACUUACUGUGCUCCCUGCCUAUUUGGCACUCCACACUCAGAAAACUGGAGUACAGUCCCAAUUUUAGCCUUUUUAGGAGAGAUUUGCACUGUGCUACAAAAUGAGACGCAGAUACAGUCCUCGUGCGGUGUGCAUUAAUUACUCAGUUUGGGUGCACAAGAUCAUAUGCUUGAUUUGCUUUAUUACUGGCUACAGUUGUCAAGAUAUUGCACAGGAAGAAGUCCCACUUCUUUUACGUAAAGGCAUAUUUAUAAUGGAAAGCAGAACGCUCAAUAUGUGUGUUACAUUGGACUCAUUAGGACUUCACAUGAAAGACUGCAAGCUUCUUUCCAAUAAUAUGCUGUGGAAAUGGGGAUCUGGAGGGAUUCUCUUUAAUAUAGGAAACAGCAGCUGCAUGGGACUAAAUAUUACCCCCCCAGAUAGACCAUUAGAGAUGUUUGAAUGUGAUUCAAAGCAUAUAAUGGCUUGGCAAUGUAGCAAUGACAUGUUAAUUGCUGCUGAUCACUACAGAGUUGUUCCUGAAAAUGGGAAAGUCGUAGCUAAGAAGCAAUCAGAACAUAAGUGGCAUCGGUACAUGUCACAUGAUGAAAGUUUUUGUGACCAUUACUCUCAAGAAGUAUACACACUUAGAGGAAAUAGUAUGGGCAGGCCUUGCUCAUUCCCAUUUAAAUUUAACAAUAAAUGGUAUCAUGAAUGUACCCAAGAUGGCAGAGGUGAUAUAUUUCAUUGGUGCUCUACCACAGUGAUUUAUGAACAAGCAUACCGGUGGGGAUUAUGCCCUAGUUCUGACAACAGUAAUGCAUUCUGGGAGGAGAUAAUAGGCACCCAUGCGAGCUAUCAGUUCAAUUUUGGCUCUUUACUAUCCUGGGAGAGAGCACAUUUUUUAUGUCAGGCUCAAGGCGGAGAUCUGCUGAGUAUCUUAAAUGAGGCAGAGCAAGCAAUAAUUUCAGGCUAUAUAAAGAAAUUACAUUUUAAUGGAGAUAUGUUUUGGAUUGGUCUCAACCAGCUAAGUGAAGCUACUGGUUGGCAGUGGUCAGAUGGAGCACCAUUGUCUCUUGUGAACUGGAAAUCAGAAAUGUGGAAAUAUUACCAAACCCAGUGUGAGUCUGAUUGGACACCCUACAACCGUUACUGCUACAAACUCAAUAAGCAAGAGUAUACUUGGGAGGCUGCAUCUGAUUCCUGCCAUGUCAAUGGAAGUGAACUGAUAAGUGUGACCUCGUUGGCACAUGUAGAGUUUGUACUCAGCCUGCUUAAAGAUGAAAAUUCAAGUGAGGCCUGGAUUGGGCUGAGUUCCAAAAAUAGGAGCCCUUCUAUUUUUCAGUGGUCAGAUGGCUCUUCAGUUUCUUUCACUGACUGGCAUAAGCAUGAGCCCAAUGUCACUCAACUACAUGAUGGACUCUGUGUAGCAGCACAAAGAACUGAUGGAAGAUGGAAAGUUAAAAACUGUGCUGAAAAAAUGUAUUUCAUUUGUAAGAAAGAAGGUCAAACUGAUGUGGAGCACAUAAAAAAGGAGCUAUGUAAAGAGGGCUGGGAAAGACAUGGUACCUACUGUUACAAAAUUGAUGAUAUUCCUCGAACAUUUGAACAAGCUUCAAGUGGAUACUACUGUUCUUCUCCAUUAGCAACCAUAAAAAACAGGUUUGAACAAGCAUUUAUUGCAAGCAUGAUCUCUAACAAGAUACAGUCUGAAGACAGCUAUGUAUGGAUAGCCUUACAGGAUCAGAAUAAUACAGGUGAAUACACAUGGAAGAAUAAUGGUACAUAUCAACUACCAGUGACCUUCACAAACUGGAAUAAAUACCAACCUAAACACCAAGGAGGAUGUGUUGCUAUGAGAACUAUAGAUUCUUCUGGUGGUCGCUGGGAAGUAAAAGACUGCAGAAAUUUUAAGGCAAAGUCUUUGUGUAAGAAGGCAAUUGCAACCGUUCAAGACAAGAUAUUUUCUGGUGAAGGAAACAUUCACGGCGUUUGUUCUUUAUGGGAAUCUGAACCAUAUCUUGAUCACUGCUAUAUGGUGUUUCACCAUGAGAAAGUGUUGUUGAAAAGAACUUGGGAGGAAGCUGAAGAAUUUUGCCAAGGUUAUGGAGGGCACCUUGUAAGCUUUGCUCAUAUAGAUGAAGAAAACUUCCUAACUGAGCUCUUGGAAACCAUGUUUCAUCAACAUGAGGACAGACAGUUUUGGAUUGGCUUUAAUAAAAGAAAUCCAUCUUCUGAAGGGUCUUGGGAAUGGUCAGAUGGAGCAGUGGUUGUGUCUCCAUUUUUAAAGGACAUGUCUGAGAUUGAUGGGACAAGAAACUGUGCAGCUUUCAAAGGGAAUAAAACAGUUGUUUCAUUACCAUGUGAUUCAAAACUUGAGUGGAUCUGCAAGACACCAAAAGGUUCGAGGUCAAAGUAUCCAGAAUGGCAUAGUGAAGAUGUUCCAUGGUUUUAUUUUCGUGGAACUAAUUAUUUUUUCUAUGAUAACAAAGCUGAGUGGCCAGUAUUUGAGUUUGUGUGUUCUUGGAUGCGAAGUCAGAUAGUAACUAUACAAUCGCCUGCAGAACAAGCAUUUAUUCAACACAGAAUAAAGAAGUACUCAAGAGAAUAUGAAAACUGGUGGAUUGGAAUAAUGGCCGAAAACGUUCAUGAUGGUUAUGAAAGAUGGAGAGAUGGUUCACCAGUGGUAUACUCGAAUUGGAAAGCAGAGCAAAAAAUUAGUUUCAAUCCCCAAUGCGCCUUCAUUUCUUCGAGGACAGGACAGUGGGGCCUUACAAAUUGUUCUGACUCUCUUCCAUCAAUCUGCAAAACAAAUUCAAUGUGGAAGAUUGAAAAGAAGAAAAAGAUCCAUCAUGUAGAAGAUGACAAAAAUAAGCAUGAGAGCUGCCCAGUUGGCUGGUUAUACUAUGGAUACAAGUGUUUUUUUGUGCAUAAAGUAGAAGAUGAAGAAGGACCAAUGGACUGGGUUUCUGCGUCUGCAUACUGUCAAGCACAUGAGGGGACUCUUGUAAACAUUGAAAGUGAAAUAGAUCAAGCUUUUAUAGUUAUGCAGCUUUUUGGGCAGAAACAUGGCUUCUGGAUACAUUAUACUAUAGAAGAUUAUGUAAAGUGGGAAAAUGGAACUUUUGAAUCUUACUCAAACUGGUCUCGAUAUAAAUUAAUACAGUUUCAAGGAAAUGAAUCAGAUGCAAAUGCUGAACUACAGGAUCAUCAUCUAUGUGCCUUAAUGUCUGCUAACCACAAUUAUCAUCUUACUGGAAAGUGGUUCCUGGAGAACUGUACUCAAGGCUAUGGUUUUGUUUGUGAGAAACCAGGUAGUUCUCCUAGUGUAAUGAAUGGAUCGGACAUAUUUCCUGUGGAUGACAUUUUGCAGUACGGGAACAAGAUGUACAGAAUAAUCUCAGGCAAUAUGACCUGGUUUGAUGCUUAUAGUAACUGCCAGAAAUAUGGGGCUGAUUUGGUCAGCCUAAAUGAUGAGUAUCACCAAGCUUUCCUAACAAUUAUUGUUAAUCGACUGGGCUAUUCCCACUGGAUUGGAUUCUUCAUUUCAGAUAAUGGGCAUAAUUUUGAAUGGAUAGAUGGAAGUAUGCCUUGGUUUACAGCAUGGGAAACUGAGGUAUCUGUAUCAGAUGGCAACUGUGUGUUUAUGGACAUUGAUGGAUACUGGAGAAGAACAGACUGUUACACGUAUUUAGAAGGAGCGGCAUGUCUUAUAUCUAAUAAAACCAAACUCCCAGAUAAUAGUGGCAAAUGUCUAGAAACAUGGAUUUCAUUUCAGAACUACUGCUACAGCAUUUCAACAGUACUAAACCAUACAGAUUUUAAUACAGCACAGAAUGUCUGCGAACAGCAAGGUUCCAGUCUUCUAACAAUUUUAGAUGAAGAUGAGAAUGCCUUCAUCGUAGAAGAGCUGGAAAGCUUUAAUAGUAUCUCAAUGGUUUGGUUAAGCAGAAUCAUAUCACAUAACAGUACCACAGUGUGGUUGGAUGGGACUUUAGUAGAUUAUUCUAACUGGAUUACAAAUGACCUAGAAAAGGAUCAUAUUGGUGACCGGUGCGUUUCAUUAAGAUUAAGUGAUGGUGCCUGGCUGCCUACUAACUGUAAUGAAAGGAGAGGAUUUAUAUGUAAAACCCAUAAAGACUAUAAACAUGAUGAAAUCCAGCCAGUCCCCACCCAAAGAACAAACCAUGCAAUUAUUCCAAUUGCUGUGGUCACAUCAGUGAUGGUGUUUUUCUUGGUUCUGUUUGUUUGGUAUCUGUACAACAAACGCUUCUCCUGCACGAAGACAGAUUUAUUUAAACUGUACUAUGAGCAAUCUAAUACACAAGCCACUGAUGCCGAAGAUAGCAUUCUCAUUACAGGAAUGGAAAGUACAAGUGGAAGUGUAAAGGAACUGAACUAAGAAAUGUGACAAGAGAGCUAUUCAUUUUUAAAAAAAUAAAGGGAUCACUUUAUAUACAUACUGAAUAUCAGAAUAUCUGAAAAAGUAAUAUUAUCAGUUUAAAAGUGCAGUGCAAAAUACAUGUAUUUCACCCAGCAUGCAAAAAAAAAAAAAAAGCAAUUUAUUUGACAAAAUGUGGUAUAAUCCCACACCGAACAUGAGCUAGAUUACAAGUGUCACGCUAUUGUUUGUGCGGAUUGGGAAAACCAAUAUCGUGUCCGCUCAAACUUGAGUGCAUCUUACAAGUUCAAAUAAAAAAAGUGUUAGCUCAAGCUCAAACUAAAUUUGUGCUUGUCAGGUUAGGACGAGUGGAAACCUAGUGUAAAGAGUUAAAAUAAAAUGUGCAUCAAACACAAAAUGAAUACAUUAAAAUAAAGUGUUACACUCAUAUAUACACUAGCUGAUAAAAAUUAUUUGUAUAUAUUUUUUAUAAGGGUUAAAAGGUAUAUGGUAUAUGACAAGGUGUUUGAACGGAAAGGACUAUAAUGUAUAUCUAUAUAUGUCUGAAUAUGUGUAUGUAUA